ACAUUUUAUCGUCCUGCAAUUUAACAUUAUGGGGGGAGAAACAAAGUUCCAUCCAUACACGGCAAAAUCAAAGCGAAAGCAAGCAGCAGGGGAUGCCGCACCUGCUGCUCCGGUCGGGGCCACGGUUGUUGCGCAAUUCAAAAGUCCUGAAGGGGAAGUGUGUGGGCCUCCUUUGAACCUUCCCGCCGACGUCAACCCAGAGCAGCUAGCGCUCUUGUUGAACAACCUCUUGCAGAAUGAAGACCCACUUCCGUAUUCCUUCCUCGUCGACGAUACAGAAAUCACGCAGAACCUCCAUGUUGAUAUCAUCCAAGGCCUCCAGCGAUCUACAGAAGACUUGGUUACUAUAUUAUACCGUCCACAAGCGGUUUUUCGUGUUCGCUCUGUUACUCGGUGCAGUUCUUCGCUAACUGGACAUACGGAGGCUAUACUCUCGGUAUGCUUUAGUCCGGAUGGAACACAGCUGGCAACGGGAUCUGGGGACACAACAGUGAGAAUAUGGGAUCUAGCGACCGAGACCCCACAAUUUACGCUGGAAGGGCACAAGAACUGGGUCCAGAUUGUGGCCUGGUCCCCAGACUGUCAGAUCUUGGCGUCUGGAAGCAUGGAUAGUACGAUAAGAUUGUGGAAUCCCAAAACAGGUAAACCUAUAGGCGAUGCCCUCCGCGCUCAUUCGCAAGUCAUUACAAGCAUAUCCUGGGAGCCAAUGCACCUCAAUGAAAACUGCAAUCGCUUUGCAUCAGCGUCGCGUGACGGCACUGUCCGCAUAUGGGAUGCGACCUUACGAAAGGUCCUUAUGACACUUUCCGGACAUACGGGUCCUGUAAUGUGCGUCAAGUGGGGCGGCGACGGGUUGAUUUACUCUGCAUCUAGAGACAAGACGAUCAAAGUGUGGGAGUCGACGCAGGGCAAGCUGGUCCGCUCACUGGAAGGCCAUGCCCACUGGGUCAACCACCUCGCCCUCUCUACCGAUUUUAUCCUCCGCACCGGCCCCUACGAUCACACAGGUUCUACCUUCCCCGACAGAUCCACAGCCCAUGCUGCAGCGACGAAACGCUACAAUGCUGCAACAGCCAAUGGAACUCGGAAAGAACGCCUCGCAUCCUGCAGCGACGAUUUCACAAUAUUCUUAUGGGAACCUAGUACUGGCAAGAAGCCUAUUACGCGGAUGACAGGACAUCAACAGCCUGUGACCCACUUGAGCUUCUCCCCUGACGGGAGGACAAUAGCCAGUGCGAGCUUUGACAAGAGCAUCAAGUUAUGGGAUGCUGAAAAGGGAGUUUUCAUCUCAACCCUCCGCGGACACGUCGGUGCUGUCUUCCAAGUCUGCUGGUCUUCUGACUCACGACAAGUUCUCUCUGGCUCGCGCGACUCGACACUCAAAACCUGGGACCUGAAGACCAAGAAGCUAAAAAUCGAGUUACCAGGACACGCGGAUGAAGUAUACUCGGUAGAUUGGAGCCCAGCAGGAGAUAAGGUUGCCAGUGGCGGCAAGGACAAAGUCUUGAAAAUAUGGAAGCACUAAGCGGGAAACAUUGAGCAUUGAGCAACUCCUUAAUUUAUGUAUUUUAGAACUAAAGGGGUGCAAUUGUACCAUAAGCAAAACGUUGUUUAAAUUCAUAAUAUUCGAUAAUGGCUGCUGUGUAUUUGAGAACCA
Messenger RNA from Spizellomyces punctatus DAOM BR117, 1657 nucleotides. RefSeq lists its product as uncharacterized. NCBI's taxonomy places the organism in Eukaryota, Fungi, Chytridiomycota, Chytridiomycetes, Spizellomycetales, Spizellomycetaceae. Bases 29 to 1525 code for a protein of 498 amino acids. Gene Ontology annotation, biological process: ribosomal large subunit assembly. Gene Ontology annotation, cellular component: nucleolus. The transcript is spliced from 9 exons. Gene Ontology annotation, molecular function: protein binding. The record is from RefSeq and is a predicted model, not a curated record.